Molecule: messenger RNA, 911 nt
Organism: Canariomyces notabilis
Lineage: Eukaryota; Fungi; Ascomycota; Sordariomycetes; Sordariales; Chaetomiaceae
Exons: 3
Coding region: 173-697 (174 amino acids)
Source: RefSeq, a predicted model, not a curated record
CCCGAAAGCGUCAUUUCGACAAUUCAAUUGGUUACCAGGCCGCUGGACAGGCCGUUGAGGGAGAACGGCCCACCCGUCAUGCACCGUCGAUGGAGGCCUCAUCCCGUAGGGCAUUCGUGAUAAGGGUACCGUAACCACAGAUGCUGCAGCUGUGGUCAGAAGCCCUUUCGUUAUGCCCGUCAUCGCGGUGAGUUGCAUCAAACCUCUUAGAGUUCUCUCGUAUGUGAGAUCUCCCAAGGCCAAGACGAAAGCACAGGGUUGGGCAUCUGUGCAUAUUGUCACCUGUCCUGCAACCGAGGUAGUCGCUGCCUGUCCUCGUCUCGGAUGCGAUUCCCCUCCGCGUUCCCGCCGCUCUCAUCGUCAAGGGCCCUGUGUCGGCAAAAGCAGGUUAAGUCCGACACCUUCACCGGUGCAAACUGCGACUUCUUGGCUUCCGGAACAAUGGGAGCCAGCCGUUCAUAUGCUUGGGUGCACCCUCACCGGGCGGCACUCGUUUGAAUUCCACCGCGAGACGGAGACCAAAAAUUUGAAGGAGCGGACGCUGACAGCAGAACCAACUCUCCUGCGAUAUGCACACUGCUCAUCGUGCCGAACCAACCCGGGGCACGACCUAGACAACCAGGGUGGCUGCAUUUCGCAAGGCACAGUCCUCGUAACACGAAGUGAGAUUGCGCCCACACGCCGAUCCGUUCCAUGAGGGUAACGCGGGCGACAGGAUGCGCAAUGCGGUCACGCCGAGUCCUCUGGCAAUUUUCGAUGGCCAUGCCCUUGCGACUCGUGAGCACACGGACUGCUUGAGGCCAUGGAGGGUCUAGGGUACCUGUAGGGGAAGACGGAGCUGUCAGAUGUUGCCAAAGAACGCGUCAGCGGGUCCGGCUCUAAAGAACCGAACCUGCAAGGUAUCGAGACAA